Messenger RNA from Daldinia childiae, 366 nucleotides. RefSeq lists its product as uncharacterized. The transcript is spliced from 4 exons. NCBI's taxonomy places the organism in Eukaryota, Fungi, Ascomycota, Sordariomycetes, Xylariales, Hypoxylaceae. The record is from RefSeq and is a predicted model, not a curated record. Bases 1 to 366 code for a protein of 121 amino acids.
AUGUUCGGAUUUGACGACGCUAAGAAUGCCCGUGACGAGCUCUACGAUGGCCAGCCUCACGAGUCGAAGCUGUCCCACGAGUUCAUCGGUGGCGCCGCCUCCUUCGAGGCCAUGAAGCUCUUCGAGGACCGCCAACGCAGUGAAGGCAAGCCGGUCGACCACGCCUUCGCCAAGGAACUCCUUGCCGGCAUCGCGGGCGCCGAGGUCGACAAGCUCGUCGAGACAAAGGGUCUGGACUUUGUAGACCGCGAGAAGGCUAAACACCACGCUAAGAGGCAGGCUGAGGAGUUAUACGACCGCCAGUACGGUGACCAGGACCAGUAUGACCCUAACAACAGCCGCCGCCACCCUUCGAUGGACUACUAG